UCAACCGGCAAAAUCUUCUUAGACUUUUUAUUUGAACCAACAAAAACUGCGAGAAAAUGGGUAUGUAAAGGGAAGCGAUCUUCAGAUAAAAUGCUAUGCUUGAUAACUGACUCAUUGCUGAAUCUUUGCUCCAUAUUCUCAUGGAUAACCAGCAAGUAUAUUGGUUUCUGCUUGUUAGCAGUGUUUUGUUCUUGUUCUCUGUAUUGCAAUGGACAAAAAACACAAAGAGGCUUCGUCUUCCACCUGGACCACCUGGUUGGCCUGUUGUAGGAAACCUCUUUCUGCUGGGCAAAAAGCCACACGAGUCACUAUUUGCCCUGUCUAGGCAAUACGGCCUCUUGAUGACAGUUUCUCUUGGCAUGAAAACAACAGUAGUAGUCUCCUCUGCUGCCAUGGCAAAGGAGGUGCUCAAAACCCACGACCACAACUUUGCUGGGCGGACUCUCAUACAGGCAGUAAAGGUGCUCUCUUACCACAAGUCCUCACUAAUAUGGAGCCAAUAUGGAACCUACUGGAGGAAACUCAGACGUAUUUCAACUCUAGGGUUUUUCUCUGCGAAGAAACUCCAAGCUUCUCAAAUUGUCAGAAGAGAUUCGGUAUUCCAAAUGGUUCGAUUGAUCUUCGAGGAAAACAGUGUGAAGAGAAAGAGUGUACCCAUUGGGGAUACAAUGUACAGCAUGAUUCUGAAUAUCAUAGGUAAUCUGAUGUUCAGCACAGAGCUAACCAAUCGCAAUAAUCCUGAUACUGUAGAGUUCACCGACGCUCUUAUAUCAUGGGUAAAGCUUUGCGAAAAACCCAAUUUGGCCGAUUUUUUCCCCUGGCUUGGGUUUCUGGAUCUACAUGGCGUGGGCCGUCAAAUAGGAUUCCAUUUAAAGCGAGCCCAUAAGUUUUUAGAUCUGUGCAUAAGCAAUCGAGUGGCAAGGAGAAGCGCAGAAUUGAGUGAUGGAAAAGAGGAAGAGAAGGAUUUUCUAGACGCCUUGCUAGAGCUGAGAGAUCAAAGAGAGAAUGAUCUCUCUCUUACGGAAAUCAGAUCAAUAAUUUUUGAGCUUUUGAUGGCUGGUAGUGACACUGCUGCUGGAUCACUAGAAUGGGCAAUGGCGGAACUCAUUCGCAACCCACACACAAUGAAAAAGGCCCAAGCAGAACUGGAAGAAGUUGUGGGUCGAGAGAGAAGAGUGGAAGAAUCUGAUUUAGAGCAUCUGCCUUAUCUCCGUGCAGUGGUGAAAGAAGUGUUUAGAUUGCACCCAGUUGCGCCUCUUCUGCUCCCUCACAGAGCGGACAGCUCUUGUGAAAUAAUGGGAUUUGUGAUCCCCAAAGACACGCAGAUUUGGGUGAACGUGUGGGCAAUAGGAAGGGAUCCUGCAGUGUGGAAGGAGGCCUCUAAGUUUAUGCCAGAGAGAUUUCUGGAGGGUGAAAAAAGUAAGAUCGACUUUAAAGGCCAGGAUUUUGAGCUCAUACCAUUUGGAGCAGGAAGAAGAAUAUGCGUGGGGCUUCCUCUGGCUGAUAAAAUGGUUCAUUUGAUUUUGGCUUCGCUGAUCCAUUCCUUCGAUUGGAAUCUUCCUGAUGGAAUAAGUGUGGAGGAAAUGGACAUGGACGACGUAUUUAGUAUUGUGUUGAAGAAGCAUCAAGAGUUGCAGGCGAUUCCCAUCCCACGAUUGCCACAUAAUAUAUAUUAGUACCUCACGAAAACCUCCCUGCAUAAGUGACUGUAAGAUCCCUAACCUUUCUGAAGCGCAGAAACACAUUGAAUUAGAUGAGGCAUAAUAGUUUAAAGAGUCCGUCUCUUUCUUUUGCUUUUUCUACUAGUUUAAUGCUACUAAGGAUGAAGCAAUUUGUAAUUUAAUAAAUAUUAUAUAUUUUGCACAUGGCUUCAAGUCAACUUAGGUAGGCAUGUGACGUCUUCAGGCAACUUGGAGAGUUGGUGAAGAUCAUCCAAGCUGUGUGAUUCCUCCUUAUCACUUGUGUACAUAUUUUCCCACUACUACUUGAGUGGUGACUUGACUCCUAAUUCAAUUCAAACACUUUGUUUUAUUUAUGUACAUCAAUUUCCAUAAUAAAAUUAGUUGGCUUGCAUA
Molecule: messenger RNA, 2075 nt
Organism: Cryptomeria japonica (Japanese cedar)
Lineage: Eukaryota; Viridiplantae; Streptophyta; Pinopsida; Cupressales; Cupressaceae
Product: cytochrome P450 76C2
Exons: 3
Coding region: 141-1676 (511 amino acids)
Molecular function (GO): oxidoreductase activity, acting on paired donors, with incorporation or reduction of molecular oxygen; monooxygenase activity; iron ion binding
Source: RefSeq, a predicted model, not a curated record